Molecule: messenger RNA, 2237 nt
Organism: Salvia miltiorrhiza (redroot sage)
Lineage: Eukaryota; Viridiplantae; Streptophyta; Magnoliopsida; Lamiales; Lamiaceae
Product: scarecrow-like protein 1
Exons: 3
Coding region: 356-1939 (527 amino acids)
Biological process (GO): regulation of DNA-templated transcription
Cellular component (GO): nucleus
Molecular function (GO): sequence-specific DNA binding; DNA-binding transcription factor activity
Source: RefSeq, a predicted model, not a curated record
GAAAAUAUAUAGGCCAUUUAGGAAACUUGUGAAAUUUUUUAAUCCAACAAAGUCUAAGUCAGAGCUUAAAACAAAGAAUAGAGGCAAAAAUUUAUAACAAAUAAAGAUUUGUUGAAUUAAAUUUAUAGAAGGUUCUGAAAAGGAUAUUGAAGUAUAGUGGAGAUUAUUUAUGUUGAUUUGAUUUGUGGGCUUAUCUUGAUUUAGCAGGAACCAACGAGAUCUUGCAUUUACUGAACAUGAGAGUUUAAGUUGUCGAAAGGAAGAUAUAUCAACUUAUUGGUUCCGGUGUUCUGUCCAGCUUUGUUCUCUGUCGAAGACGAGCUUUUUUUCUUCGACCACGAUUUUGAAGUGAAAGAUGCCUUUAGUAACAUCUGCUGCAAAUUUGGGAAGCCACGAGCGUUACACAUUGAAGGAUGGUGAUAACACCUCUGAAACAUCAAUAUCCAUGUUUGGCUCGGAUGCUACGUGUACCAGUCAAUCGUCGAGUGGUGACAGUUACGGGCAGAAGUAUCUCCUUGACUCGCCUUUGGUGACCUCGAGACAGGAUAUUGGUGAAUUUGAUUAUGAAUUAGACGGUCAAAGUCUAGACAUGGCUGGCUACGACAGUGACAAGAUGAAACUAAAGCUUCAAGAACUCGAGAAGGUGCUUCUUGAUGAUAAUGCUGCCAAUGAUGAUUGCCAGAAUAUGGAAAUCGAAGGCGGGUUGUCCGACACCACGUGUUAUGCUUUAAUUCACGACUCACCGAAGGAAUCUUCGUCUUCGAAUUCCAUCCGUAGCAUCAUAAGUAGCACUAGGGAGUUAUCAUUCACAACAACUCUAACUCCAAAGAGCUUGCUUUUUGAGUGCGCUGCUGCCAUCCAGAACGGGAAUUGUCAUGAAGCGUCGCAGAUGAUAGAUGUUCUCCGGCAGAGGGUCUCGAUCCAGGGAGAGCCUUCUGAUAGAAUUGCAGCGUACAUGGUGGAGGCGCUGGUGGCUCGAAUGGCUACAUCCGGAAGGGGUCUUUACAAAGCUUUGAAAUGCAAAAGCCCUCCCUCGUCUGACAGGCUCUCUGCAAUGCAAGUCCUCUUUGAGGCGUGCCCGUGCUUUAGAUUUGGUUUCAUGGCUGCAAAUGGAGCAAUUCUGGAGACGUGUAGAGAUGAAGAGCGAGUUCACAUCAUCGACUUUGACAUCAACCAAGGGAGUCAGUAUUACACGCUGCUGAAGACACUGGCCGAGACUCGUGGUCAACGGCCUCAUGUACGAUUAACCGGUGUGGACGACCCAGAAUCAGUUCAACGUGGUGUAGGAGGACUGAAUAUAAUAGGGGAGAGGCUCGAGCAGCUUGCCAAAGACUUGCAGCUCUCGUUCGAGUUCCACGCUGUGGCUGCAGAAACUGCUUUGGUUUCCCCAUCAUUGCUCGGGUGCAGGCAAGGCGAAGCACUGGUUGUGAACUUCGCCUUUCAGCUCCACCACCUGCCUGAUGAGAGUGUGUCAACUGCAAACCUCCGGGACCAGCUGCUCCGGAUGGUUAAGAGCUUGAAACCAAAACUCGUCACCCUAGUCGAGCAGGAUGUGAACACGAACACCAGCCCGUUCUUGUUGAGAUUUGCUGAGGCAUACAAUUACUACUCUGCGGUGUUUGCAUCUCUGGAUGCUACUCUUGGAAGGAACAACCAGGACCGGAUAAACGUGGAGAAGCACUGCUUGGCACGUGAUAUCAUCAAUGUCGUUGCAUGUGAAGGAGAAGAGAGGAUAGAGAGGUAUGAAGUUGCUGGGAAAUGGAAGGCAAGGAUGAGUAUGGCCGGUUUCAACCCGCGCCCGAUUAGUGGAAAUGUGUACGUUGAGAUCCAGAAGCUGAUACGACAGUACUCGGACCGAUACAAGGUUAAAGAAGAGACGGGCUCGCUCCAUUUCGGGUGGGAGGACAAGAUGUUGAUCCUCAGCUCAGCAUGGAGGUGAUGAUUGUGGCUUCUCACUUGUGUCUUGACUCCUUAGAUGUGUGCAUGUGCCCAUAUCCAAAGAUAAACUAAUAUUUGAUGGUGUUUUGUUCUUCUUUUCAUUGUCUUUAUAGCAUCUAUGUAUUUGUUUUAUCUGUUGGUGCAGUCCAUUGGGUGCAAUAUCUAUUAUCUAUGUAUUAUUUCUUCAAGCCAACAUUUCUAAAGUCUUGUAAACUCUAGCUUACAACAAUAUAAUGACAGUGUAACACAGCCCACAACAUGAAACCAGAGUUGUAAUCAAAAUCUGCAGAUAUUUUAUA